Messenger RNA from Linum trigynum, 570 nucleotides. The record is from the annotation of a GenBank genome assembly. NCBI's taxonomy places the organism in Eukaryota, Viridiplantae, Streptophyta, Magnoliopsida, Malpighiales, Linaceae.
AUGACCUCGACUAGUUCGGGACAAUCUUCUGUUGGAAGUUUUAACAGAGGAAUGGGGCCACAACAGACAGAUUUUCUUACUCAGGUACAGGCCGAGGUGGGUAUACCCAGAUGGGGGCUCCACGACCCUCGGUGUGUCCUCGUUGUGGGAAGGCCCAUUUUGGCUUGUGUCGGGUGGCCGCUGGAGGUUGUUUUUGAUGUAGAGACAUGGGGCACUAUAUUCGAGACUGCCUGGUCAGGGGCAAUACUAUAUCUACUAGGGCCCAAACUACGGUACAAGGGUCAAGAAUGGCUAGCAGUGCAUCUAGAGGAAGUUUCAGAGGAGGUAAUGGACGAGGGCGGAGCCAAAAUGGAAGGAAGAAGUAAUGCUAGUGACCCAGCAAUACGAGGAGAGGUUCAACCUCGUGUAUUUUCUAUGAAAAGGAGUGAAGCGGAUGCAUCCCUUGAAGUUGUCACAAGUACUAUACUUAUCCAUGAUACUCUUGCCUAUGCUUUGAUUGAUCCAGGCUCCACCAUUCGUUCGUUUCCCAUGCAUUUUCUCAUAAUUUGCAUGAAAAAUCUGAACCCUUGA